UCGAUUAAUCACAUGAAUAGAUAGAAUAAUUGAUUAUUAAAAUAACCGGUAGCCCUCCAAAUCACCCAACAUAAAACCCAGUGCAACCAACUGUCUAUAUAGUAAAAGUCACCAAGUUAAUAAAUGGAGUUUACCUUAUCUUAGUAUCAAUACAGUAUCUUAGGAUAACAAGUUUGUUAAAUAUUAGCAAAAUCACUAAAACUAACAAGUGGAACAGUUUAAAACAUUAUUAGGUUGAUAUAUCAUAAACCUGGAGCAUCUUUUGGAGCACUGUUUAACAUGUGGCGGAAAGCUAAAACUUCACAAUACCGUGAAUACACCAUAUCCACCACUAAGGGUGGUGGUGGCAGCAUUAUGCUGUGGAGGAUGCUUGUGCUUGACAGGAAAGAUGGUCAGAGUGGAUGGGAAAAAUAUUUGGGGUCAAAUACAGGACUGGGUGGAGGUUUGUAAUCCUAAACAAACUACCAGAAAUGUUAUAGAAUGGUCUAUAUCAAAGCAUAUUUAUGUGUUAGAAUGGCCUAGUAAAAGCACAGCCUGAAAUCCUAUUGAGAAUCUGAUGCGGAGAUUAAAAAAAAUAAAUACAAAAGCUAUUUAUCAAUCCAAUCUGACUUAACUUCAGCUAUCUAAGAAAGGCAAAAAAAUUAGUUGACGAUUAUUUCUUAGUGGUUCCAAAGUGGGUUGAAUAUUUAUUUAAUUUUUUUGCUAAGUUCUAUACUAAUCCAUGUUUUUUUUUUUUUUCAGAUUGCUUUUUGUAAAAGCAUUCAUGUUCACAGUUAUGUGCUGCUUUGUGUUGCUCAACACAUAAAACACAUUGACGUUUGUGGUUGGGACGUAAUGCUAAAACAUUUAUGUGGUACCAAUGCAAUUUCUAGGAAUAGCAGGUUCUUCCACCUAUGGAAAUGCAUAAAUUAUGAGCACAGAAGUUCAAAAAGUUCACUGAGAGAAAAUUUGAGGAGACAAUUCUGAAAUAAUAUGCAAACAAAGCCCGUUGCGGAGUAUCGAACAUAAAUAAAAGCAUUCAAGAGUUCAGUAAUCAAAAAGUUGCUUCCCAAGUAUGUCUGAAUAAACACAUGUUCCAACAACAAGAAGAAACGUAUGUAAAAAGGAAACCAAUAAAUCAACUAUUCCUUGGGCGAGUUGUAUACUCAGUAUUAGUUAACAGCGAAAGAAAAAAGUAUUACCCCAAACUAUACUGUCAUAAAACGAGAAACAAAGUUUGUCUUUCUAUGAUAUAAUUAUAAUACAAAUGGUCUGAUCAAGAGAAAGUUGUUCUCUUGACCAGAUCACAUCUAAACAGCAAAGGGAAUGUGAGAUUUAAAUAGAUGUCAAAAGAGCUAACUCCCAUCACGGCAAAUGGUAGCUCUCUUAGCAUUAUAAAAGAAAAACUAAGCUCUGUAUCAUAUGUCGAUUGUAACUUGGAAGUAGUGGGCGUGUGAAUCGUGAUUUUAACAGUGACAAUUAAAACAAAACCUGUCCUCAAACAGUUGAGCAUAUUUAAUAGCGGUAAACUGGAGUUAGCCUAGUCGGCCUAGUCUCUGGUGAGGGAUUCGGGAUUUGUAUUGUUUUGCGUUGACGCUGCUGCUACACCUUUUCUCCGUUGGUACUUAAAGAAUUUGCGACGAAAGCGGUCCAACUAAAGAAGGAGGAUCUGCUGACAAUCUGACAGAAGCUGUUCGUUGCAAGCAGUUUCAGCAAGGCAGUGUCACACAGGACAGGAUCCUUUCAAGAUGUCAAGCUCUCUGGUCGUGUGUGAGGUGGAAGAAAGUCUGAGAGAAAAACUGAAAAAGUUCAGAUUUCGAAAAGAAACCAACAAUGCAGCCAUACUCAUUAAAAUAGAUAUGGCGAAACAGCUUGUUAUCCUCGAGGAGGAGUAUGAGGAUAUCUCACUGGACGACCUGAGAAAUGAGCUUCCCGAGCGCCAACCCAGAUACAUUGUCUACAGCUACAAAUACACCCAUGCAGAUGGGAGAGUGUCUUAUCCCCUCUGUUUCAUUUUCUCAAGCCCAAUGGGGUGUAAGCCAGAGCAGCAGAUGAUGUAUGCAGGCAGCAAGAAUCGACUGGUCCAAAUCGCAGAACUCACAAAGAUCUUUGAAACCAGGAAUGCCGACGACCUGACGGAAGAAUGGCUCAAGAACCAGCUGGCAUUUUUUCGCUGAAACUGCUUCUUCUGCUUCUUCUGCAACUUUCAAACCAGCUUUUCAUUCCCUAAGCAAGAUYCUGAAUUUGACUUCCUGUUUUGUUUGUUGUGACAGUAAAACAUUCACUUACAGCAACAGAGUUUUGGUUUCCAAGUCAUUUUAGAUGCGUUGCCUGUUUUUCCUUAAUAUUGUAACAUAGGAUUUCUGUGAGCUUCCAUGAAAUUUAUUGAGUCAUCAAGUUAAUUUACCUUAAAAUUUAAGCAGAUUAUACUGUAUAUACAUUUUUCUUCUGAUGUUGAUGUUUUUCAAUUCUGUAAGUGUAAGCUAAACAUCAAACAGCUGUUCUUCGUACGUUUUARCCCUGAUUUCAAGCCAAACCAUGUUAAAUAUAUCAUACGUUUAGAUGAAUAUAAAAAUKUACACCAAUUCUUACGUGAUUGGUGUUACGUAAGAAUGUUUAGUAAUGACUUGAUCAGAACUGCAACAUAUAAAACGAAUGAAAGUAAUUUGAAGUAUUCCUCUAAAAUAAAAUUUAAGCUUUUCCUUCAACUGA
Poecilia reticulata (guppy) is the source of this 2691-nucleotide messenger RNA. NCBI's taxonomy places the organism in Eukaryota, Metazoa, Chordata, Actinopteri, Cyprinodontiformes, Poeciliidae. The record is from RefSeq and is a predicted model, not a curated record.